ACCGCGCCGCUCGCGGUAAAUUUAGAACUGUAUGACACUACUUUCGCGUUCAUUCAGUCUAUGAACAUUUUACGUACGUGAAGUUCAGUGGGAAACAGUGAAAAUGACUUCACUAAGAACUGCUAGUUUUCAAGUGUACAGACAUGUGGACUCUAAUACCAGUGAUUCGUCAGGGUCUUCUAGUUCUUCAAGGAAUUCGGAUACUCCUUUGCGAAAAUUCAACCGACUGCUCCGCGCGUCGGUGACACGCCACUGGGCUUACUUCCGAAGGGACAGGCCUGCGCUGCGGACCCGCGGGCGCUCCGUGUCGGAUUCCGGCCUCUGCUCCAUUGUAGACGAUGACCCCGAGCUGGAUUUCCUGACGUUCCCGGCCGUGUCUCCCCGCCGCUCGCUGCAAGCGUUUGGCACCCGACCAAGCAGACCCGCGCUGUUCAUAACGUCGGCGGGCGGGUCGAGCUGCGCGGUCGUCGGCGUCGAGGAGGCGAGCGACAGCGACGAGCAACAUACGCGGCGGCAUCUCCGCGUGCCUACACCGGCGCUACCCGGACAGUCAACCGGCAACUUCGCAUCGGGCGCAGCGGGUGGCGGGUGCGGCGCCCCUCGCUCCGCCCCCGCCACCCCGCUGCAGCUUGAGCCUCACCCCCGAUCUAAGCAUGACAAACAUGUAGUGAAGCCACUGUCAGGCUCGGCGCCGUCCGUGCGCGAGCCGGCCGACGCCGUGGAGGCCGAGGGCGGCAGCAAGCAGCCCAGCAAGUCGCGCCAGAAGAAGUUCCAGCGGCACUUCCCGCAGGUCGGGCCCGAGGAGCGAGUGCUCAACUACUACUCAUGCGCUCUGGUGGGGGAUCUCUUGCUGCAGGGGCACCUCUACAUCACCAAGAACUACUUCGCCUUCUACUCCAACGUGUUCGGAUAUGUGACCAAGCUCCUAAUACCAACGACGUCAGUGCUCCGCAUCACGAAAGAGAAGGUGGCGCGCAUCAUCCCCAACGCCGUCGGCGUGUGUACGCGCGACGAGCGGCACGUGUUCGGGUCCCUGCUGUCGCGGGACUCCACCUACAAGCUCAUGACCCACGUGUGGAAGGCGGCGCGCGUGCCCGAGCGAGCGGCGCCCACUCCACAGGAUUUACGCGCCUCAGAAGUUGAGCUGGAUGUAACGGACUCUCCCGAAGACGACAGCAGUAGCGCCGGCGGCGACCACACACCCGCUCCCCCUGUCCGGAGAGAGUCGGAAGCGAUCAUCACUUCAGCAGUGAUCCAACCGGCCCUGCUGACCGGAGCGCCGGUGCCGCGGCGAGCGGCGCGCUGCGGCCGCCUGCUGCUGCUGCUGCUGGCGCUGGCGCUGGCCUGCUCCGCCGCGCUGCUCGCCUACCGGCUGCAUCGCGUCACCCAGGACGAACAGGACCCGCUGUCGGCGCUGUCGGGCUCGCAGCUGUACGGCGAGCUGGUGCGGUGGCGCACGCGCCUGCACGGCCGCGCCGCCUCCGAGCUGCACGCCUUCCUCACCACCAACCUGCUGCUGCUCACUAAGGUGCGACAAUCUCUAGAAACGCUAUCUGGCGUGAUACUAACGGACAUGGCGCACACCAUGAACGACGUCCCCAACGAGACGGCGUUCAGUUAGCCCCCGGGAGGCCGGGCUCACGCCGGAGCGUAGGAGAACAUGUUUGGAUCCAUUAGGAGCAAGAACAGAAGAAAAAACAACACCCAUAUUGAAAUAAAACUUCAGGUCAGACGGGACGUAAUUAUUCAGAUGCUCAGAAGACAUCAAUUUGAUGUGCUUAUGGUUGAAAAAAGAGAAGUCAUCUUUAAAAACAAACUAAGAAUAAUAUCGCUCAGAAAACACAUCAAACAUACUCGCACAGGUCAAAAGAGGCCCGAGUAAUCUACGUCAACGCUUAGAAGAUGAUACAUCAUAAUGGGUGUGUUUUUGGGAUUACGAUUUAUAGUUAAAUAAAAAACGAAAUAUUGCGAUGAGUGACCUGGAAAAGUAACGUGAUAACGUGAUCUCAAAAGGUUUUAACUGUUAACAAUAUUAUCUUGUACGAAAUCACGAAAAUAUGACCCGCGAUUGGCGAAAAACUUCACUUUGAAGUCUUCAUUCCGAAGGUGAAAGAAGACCUAGACUGAUGGAUUAUGUGGUAUUUUACGCUUAUGUUUAAGGGCAGGCUGUCAACUGCCGUGUUAUUUAUUUGUAAUUUAAUAUAAUUUAUUUCUAGAAACCAGUAUGUGUCGCAGGUUACACCAAUUUAUUUUAAAGCAUUUCUUUCUUAAACAAAGCGUGCGUGAAAAGACACACGCAGAAUUUAUUUUUCAAAUAAACGUGCAAUAAAGUGGAUAUAAAAACAAUUACCCAACUUUGCCCUGGAUAAUUAAUAUUAAUACCAAUCCAUUUCCAUCCAUUGAAUACAAGAAAAUAGACUGUUUAAUGUUAUGAUUGUAAAACAGUCUGACGGGCAUUAUUCUCUAGGGCAAAAUGGUCACAGUAUUUAAGUUUUUAUCAAAUCAUAAUUCAUUAUAAUUACCCUUCGUCUGUAAUGUCUAAUUUAUUGAUAAAUAUGUGAUUAUUCAUGUAUGAUAGUAUAGGUUUAUUGGAACCAGUUUGGAUGUCUGCAAGGCAUUGUCUACGUCAUAUUUGUGUCAAACACAACACUUAGAUAAGGGUAGGGUGUUUGGGAUAUAUCAUCAUAGUCACAAUUAGAUUCAGUUAUACCGUUUCGAACUAACUUUUUCACACAAUAACUUUUCAGUACUAAAAAUUAUGUCCAGUAUGUGUUAUGUGUAUUAUCUAGUGUUGGCCGAAACGUUAAUGCAAUUAACCAUUAUCCAGUACAAAUUGAACCAUAAACUGUAACCGUCCGUUACGGUUUACGGUUCAAUUUGUACUGGUUAAUGGUUAAUUGCAAUUAACGUUCGGCCAACACUGGUUGUAUUGAACUCAACAUCACAUAUUCGCGAAAGUUGUCAUGUAACUGAUGUUCGUUUUAUACUGGGUUCAUGUAUUUGGGCUGCAUUACGAGUACGCAUGGUUCUGCAAUUGACUCAUCUUGAGGAAUAUGACCCUAUGAUUUAAUUACUCAUUAGACCUCUUUGAUAAUAAUUUAAUUUUAACUUAUUAAGAGCAUUGUGUGAUCAAUUUAUGAUUUUCUACUAUUUUUAUUCUUUGUAUUUGCAUUUUUAUUUAUUCAUUUCAUAAGUAAACUAAAAAAAAAAUAGCUCAAAAGUUUAGUUCGCCGCGGUAAUGGAAGAGCAUUUACUGUGUUUACGUAAUUGUGAAUGUGAUAGAUCGUUAGAGCGAGGUGCUAGUAAUGUUAGGAUAGGACUACAGACAUUCCCACAGACAAGGCAACAAGGACAAGGUACGAAUUAAUGACGGUAAAGGGUUUUUUUACCCUCGUUUCAUCUACUAAAUAAUUGAUCAAAAUACGGCUACGGUUUGUCCACUUCUUCAUUUAACCCAAUGAGUUUUUUCCCUUAUGUUUUAAAACGGCGGAUUGCCAUGCCAACUCAAAAACAAACAAAGAGAACUGUCAAACAUUCCACACAAACAAACUUGACGAACUAAGAUUACAGUUUAAUUCCUACGACAAAAAACUCAUUAGGUCAAUUGAUUUUUGGACACCGAAGGAGCUCAAAGUUGAAAUUAUUAUCGAUGUCCAAAUAUUAGCUGUUAUGCUAAUCUGUACAUUCUACCUAAGACAGUAAGACUGUUAUUUGAAUGGAUUAUUUCGUUAGUACUUGGCCAUCGCAAAUGAUUUCGGUUUGAGUGUGUUCGCAUUUCUUGCCAAUCAUGUAGAUUGAUUUAUUUUAUUCAUAAAUCUUGUUAAUUAGAUCUUUAGUAUCAUAGCAUAUAAAUGAGCGCCAGUUAUCUAAAAACUCCAAAUAUAAAUUGCCAUAAGUAUGGCAAAUGGAAGUAAUAUCACACAUCAUAUGUAAACACAAACAGAAAAUAUACUUUUUUUAUGCCUCGGUCUAAAUAUGAAAUAGUCGGCUAACAACAAAAGCUCAAGCCAUAAAUAAAUAGGUAUAUUAUCUCGAUAUCAUACUACUCGUAGAUGCGAAGUCAUUGAGUGUUUGUUGUCAACCGACAACACACCUGCAUUGUCAACCUAAGUUUAAGAUGCGGAACGUGAAAAGUUAAUUAAGUAAUUUUCGACAUGUUUAUUAUCUUUUUAUAGUGAACUGUUAUCUCCUGUUUAAUUAGGCUCGGGCUAUAUGUAACAGUUAUAUUCUAGUCUUCGGCGAAAAAGCUCAAGGUGCAAAUCGGUGUUACUAGCGUACUUAUUGUUAGGUUUCCAUUUAUCUGUCACAAGCCAGGUGUAUGCUUCAUUUGACACAAAUCGGAAUAAGGUAAUAUCUGAUAUUAGACGCCCCUAUUUUUGUGUCGAAUUGGCAUAGUUCAGGUUGAACCAGAAUUCAGGGCAAAAAUAAAACUGUUAUAGGUCCAAACGCAAUAUUACUUUUUCAUUUAGACAGCAUUUUUCACUCCGAUUAAUGUAUGACAUAACGACUGACUUUUCAUUUUUCCAGAGACAUUUACAAACUAAGUAAUUUAAAAUAACAGAAUGUGACCUAUAAAUGUGAUGUUUUUGUCCUAACAAUGGUGCAUUUUGAAAACGGGUUUAUUGUUUAUGUACAUAGCUCAUUAACACUUGAUUUCCCUUAAAAUAAGUAUAAGUGUACUCGCCCUUUGCAACAAUCGUGAAUUUUAAUGUUAUUUAAUCAUUUAGUUACACUAUAAUCAAGUGCUUUCUUCUAGUUAUACUUGGUGUAUCUGUGUUUAGCAAAUCGCUGUUGGUUUUGUAAAAUUCGCUCACGGAAGAUGUUUGUUAUGGAAGGCCUAAUUUAGUUGUACUAGGUUACCGCGGUGCCAAAGUUUGCGCAAACGAAACCGUUACCUGCUGCACUGGGUCCUAAGAAUACCUAGGUUUGUUACAGUAGAAGCCUACUUCGAUGUAUGAGCAGUGCCCUAUCACAAAGAUAUUUUGUUUUUCUUACCAACAACAGAGAUCUCCGCUGGUCACCUGGCACACUGACAGGUAGAAUGAGUCGCUCAUAACACGACAGAUUUUAUUGCAAUAAGACAUAGGCAGUUAGGCACAUAACCGCCUUCGUUUAUAAUUUCGAGUUGGUAAAAUUUUGGACUGAAGAUGUCAUCGUCAUCGAUAUUCAGUUUCUCUAAUUGUUUAUUUAUUGUUUGUUCUAAUGUAUGAAUGGUCGCAUCUUGACCGUAUUUGCCCAAAGAAUCGGUUGCAUUUGUUUUUCAGAAUAGAAAAACGAAUGCUGAACCAAAUUUGUACAAAGACGGCCAGACAUUUUGACAACUCGCAACAAUUUUCAGUAAAGUAAAGUAUUUCUUUGUGAUCAGGGCACAGCACAGGUAUAUUGCAAGUCCAUUUGUUAUUUAAGAUCGCUUCAAUUCCAUUCAAUCACUCGAGUCAGGAAGGAGUAAUCAUUAAUAUUGCCAAAGACAAAACUAGACUAGUGGAAAUAUCAAAAUGUAGCUUAGUGAGGUUUGUACAAUAGCUAGGUUGUAAGUAGGAUAAUGUGAUUAUUAUUAUUUUUGUGACUUUUUUUAGCAAAAUGUACCACUUUGCUGGUUGUCAACAAAGUGGACUUUUGUUUGCAUCUUUGUUUUUAAUUGACAGAGUGUUACCUUUUGACCGGAAACUUUUAUGAUGCGUUCGGUUUUAGUGGGUUGGUUUUUUAAGGUUCCUGUAUUUAAAAAAAAAUUAGAUCAUUUAACUUAGAUAUUGUAAAUGAAAUUAAACAUAAGGUACCUGACCCAUGUAAGGCUUAUUUUUUUUUAGAUACAUAAAAACAACUGUGUAUUUUAAGAAAAAAAAAAAAACUAAAAUUUACUAAAUUAUUUAUUGAAACAUCGACAUAAAAUGUUACCGUUUUUGUAAAAAGGAUCUAAUAUUUAAAAAAAAGUGAGCUUUGUUAGGCACUUACAUGCAUCCGGUACCUUACCAAACAUCAAUAAAAUUCAUUAAAAUGAAUUAGUUAUUGGUAACAGCUCACUAAACCCAAACAAGCAUAGUGCAUUGUUACAGUGUUGCAAAUGUUUUAUUGUGUUGGAUCAUUUCUACAGCGUAGGAAUUGUUAACUUGGUUGUAUGUUCGAUAUUUUCUGUAUCUGUUUAGAGUUGUGAUUCGUUUAUUGUUUGUUUAUUGUAAAUAAUAGAUAAAUUUCAGUUUAUUGAAUAUCAACAUC
Molecule: messenger RNA, 6213 nt
Organism: Cydia strobilella
Lineage: Eukaryota; Metazoa; Arthropoda; Insecta; Lepidoptera; Tortricidae
Exons: 12
Coding region: 104-1621 (505 amino acids)
Biological process (GO): intracellular sterol transport
Cellular component (GO): plasma membrane; endoplasmic reticulum-plasma membrane contact site; endoplasmic reticulum membrane
Molecular function (GO): sterol transfer activity; sterol binding
Source: RefSeq, a predicted model, not a curated record